Coffea arabica (coffee) is the source of this 665-nucleotide messenger RNA. The record is from RefSeq and is a predicted model, not a curated record. Lineage: Eukaryota; Viridiplantae; Streptophyta; Magnoliopsida; Gentianales; Rubiaceae.
GACCAAUCUUAUAUAUAAAUGAGUAUUGUAUCUUCUAUUGUCUUGCCCAUCAAACUUCACUUCAAGUUAACUAAUUCCAUCCCUAUUCCAUUCAACAGCAUCUAUCCAUCCAUCCAUCAUGAGCAACUACAACCAAAAACAGGCUCCAGUGGCAUAUCCCUACCCAGCAGCACAGGCACAACCACAACCCCCUGCAUACUUAAUUCCCCCACCGCCUGCCGGAUAUCCCGUCAGAGAUGCAGCUCAAGCCUCCAAUUCCGCUCCGGCACCCGGCAAAACUACGUCCAAAGACGACGGCGGCAGCUGUGCGUGCUGCUGUUGCUGUUUCGGUUGACGACCCAAAACCGCAGAGACGACACCACCAUUUCUUCUUCCGCUCGUGCCAUUUCUUGUGCAGUAGCAUCUUUCUUUGUUUGUUUCUAGUUCAUGGCUUGGACUUCCUUUACGUUCAACUUAAUUGUGUGACUAGGUACUAAAAUUCGUAUGUUGAUGUGGGAUUUUUCAGUAGUAGCAUUACAUCUUCUCCUAGUCCUACUCCUGGAUUAAUCUCAUCUCAUGAGGAUUGAUCUUAUUGGUAUUGUUAUUGUAUGGGUUGGACGUGCACCAUUGUCAGAUUGAUGAGUAAGAAUCCCAUGAAACUAGUACUCGAUGGUCUUCUCUGUUAA